AUGUCGACUCCAACAGAAACGAACAAAACCACGGCAGAGUCCGGCGCCGAAUCACCUACGACUGCCAGACCGCUGGAGAUGGACGACGACGAUCUGCAAGACACCAGCGUGGUCGCUGACGAUGGCGCAGGCGCCAGAACCGGUAUUGCUACCAGACCGGCCACUUCAACAACACCCGCAACCACAAACCCUGGUGGCGAGCCAAAAGCACAAGUCUCAUCAACAGAGGCCGCUCCACCAAAGCCUCCUCGACCCGUGACUGAAGAUCAGAAGAACGAAAUGAUCUUGAAAGAAGCGUUUCCAACAGUAGAUGGCAAUGUCAUCAAAGCUGUCCUGAGAGCUAGUGGAGGCAAGGUUGAGCCAGCGUUCAAUGCACUCCUGGAAAUGACCGAUCCCGAUGCCGUCAAGAACGAGCCCGAAGAAGUACCACCACCCCAACCCCCUCGUCCUGAAGGCCGAGCUCAGAUGUCCCAAGUUGAGGCAGAUGAGCUCUAUGCCCGUCAGUUAGCUGAGCAUUAUGACAAUGUUGGUGCAUACGAAGCUCGUGUCUCGAACCGUACCCGAAACGCUGGACAACCUCAGGGCUGGGAAGGCGAUGAAAGAGAGCACAGCUUUAUUGACGACGAUUUGCCUGUGAUCAGGGAGAACUUGCGCAAGGGGUUUCUGGACACGCAAACCAAGGUCAAUGGCUGGAUCACAGGCCUGCGAAAGAAGAUUGAAGAUAGUUUCGAUGAGAGUGAGGAGAACAACCAGGGACACGGCCAGCCUUCCCGUCGUCAGGGCGAGGCGAGUCGCCGAAGUGGUGAUUACGAUCGCUAUGACGCGGAUCCCCAAGUGCUCAGCGACGACUUUGCAGGAAUCCGAUUGUCCGCUGAUGGAUCUGCUGCGCCAGGUAGACCAAUGGUUGACUCUGGUAUUCACCGACCGCCUCCGCCAUCGAGCUCCCCGAGACCUGGUAAUGGAAGAAGGGUAGGAUUCAAGGAGGAAACCGAGGAGAUUAACAUGUACGAUGUUUCGCCUAUAGUCCCCCCAAAGGACACACCUCAAAGCUCAAGCACCAAGGCUAGCAAAUGGCAACCUCUGUCUACGGUCGAGCCGAGCCCAAUCACGGACAAUGAUCCGUUUAGCCUCGGUGACAGCGAAGACGAAAAGGAGCCAAGCAAGGAUAAACCUAAGGAUUCCAAGCCAGAGGAUCACGAACGUCUCAAGAAGGCUGCAGCCGAAGCCAUGGCCGACAGCUUGGUAGAGUCCAAGGACGGUACCUCGGCAGACAAAAAGGCAUAG
This is a messenger RNA of Metarhizium brunneum ARSEF 3297, 1284 nucleotides long. RefSeq lists its product as uncharacterized. Gene Ontology annotation, molecular function: ubiquitin binding; ubiquitin conjugating enzyme binding. The record is from RefSeq and is a predicted model, not a curated record. Gene Ontology annotation, cellular component: cytoplasm. Gene Ontology annotation, biological process: ubiquitin-dependent protein catabolic process. NCBI's taxonomy places the organism in Eukaryota, Fungi, Ascomycota, Sordariomycetes, Hypocreales, Clavicipitaceae.